GGGCUUCUCCCACAGUCAAAUCACUCGCUUAUACAGUCGCUUCACCAGCCUAGACAAAGGAGAAAAUGGCACUCUUAGCCGUGAAGACUUCCAGCGGAUUCCAGAGCUUGCCAUCAAUCCGCUGGGAGAUAGGAUUAUCAAUGCCUUUUUUCCAGAGGGAGAGGACCAAGUGAAUUUCCGUGGAUUCAUGAGGACUCUGGCCCACUUCCGACCCAUAGAAGAUAAUGAAAAGAGCAAAGACCAGAAUGGACCAGAACCACUGAACAGCCGAAGUAACAAGCUCCACUUUGCUUUUCGAUUAUAUGAUCUAGACAAAGAUGACAAGAUUUCCAGGGAUGAGCUUCUUCAGGUGUUACGGAUGAUGGUUGGUGUAAACAUCUCAGACGAGCAGCUGGGCAGCAUUGCUGACAGGACAAUCCAGGAAGCUGAUCAAGAUGGGGAUAGUGCCAUCUCCUUUGCAGAGUUUGUAAAGGUUUUGGAGAAGGUGGACGUAGAGCAGAAAAUGAGUAUUCGAUUUCUUCACUGAUGGAUGGAGAACCUAUUCCUUUCUACCCAGAUAGAUAAGGAACAGAACUUCAUUUUCUCCCUGACACCUUUCCCCAGACCAUUGCUACUGGUGCAUGUAAAAUACAUCUCCAAACCCUCCCUGGUUUGUUCUACCGAUGUGAACAUUUCCCAUGCAUCAGGAACAAAGGGAAAUAGCUUCAGUGCAACUUGGAAAGGAGCAUUUAAAAAAAAACAAAAGCAAAAACUGAAACUUUUCCUUCCAUUUUCAAUUUUUACCCUUUCUCCCCUCUUUCCUUCUAUGUUACUGUAUGAGUAAAAAAAGUCUCUUCCCGUGUACUGUUGUUUAAUCUACAAACUGAUUCUUCUGAGCUCUGAAUCUGAAUGGAAAAAGGGGAACACCCUCCAAAAUGCUUUCUGGAGACAAGCACUUGCUCCAGUACUACGUGCAGUGGUAAUUCUUCACGUUUGCUUCCACUAGCAACACCAAAUUACAGCUGCCUUUUUUUUUUUUUGCCUUUUUUUUCCUUCCCCAGUUGACCCUUUAUGUGCAGAUUUUUCUUCCUGCUUCUAAAUCUGCCUUUUACUUGAGGACUUCUCAGUUUCUAUGGCUAUAAGACUAGGAUUGAAUGCAUGAUGAUAGUCCAGAGUAACUUAAAGUACUGUGAAUAGAUUUUAUUUUUUGUGGGAUCAGUCCACAGGAACAAUAGGAAUCUGUGGUGAAGACAAGCUGCUCUGUCCUGAAAGGAAAGAUGAAUUCUGCAUUAAGUGUUCAGUAGCAGAUGCAGACAUUUCUUUCCUUUGGGUAGCUUUCAGGCUUGACAGCCAGUGGACCACAAAGUGCCCUCUCCAGGUUGCUUUACUCUAGGAUCCCUCCUCCCAUCAGGGUGGUUUUGCCUCUGAAGGUGUAAACUUGUUUACCAGCAUACUUAAUGGAAGAAAACUAGUCAUGUCAAAAUCUGGAUUUGUAGCUCUGUCACUGUCCCUGGUAAUAGUGUCAUGAAACAUUGUUCUGGUGUGUGUGAUUUGGUUUUGUGGUUUGUGGGUUUUUUUUUUUUUAAAUCAUAGUGAUCUGGACAUAAACUUGUAUUAUCUAAUAUGGAAGUCUUGGGUUGUUAGAGUUGUGUUGAGGGCAAUAACUAUAUUUAUGAAAGCUCAGAUACAAAAAUACCUUUUAGGGAAGUACAUGUUAUCCCAAAUUAAACUAAUAGUGAAAUUUCAGAAUAUUUGUACACAUAUCUUUGCAAAUAUAAGGUAAAUACAAUUAAUAUAAUCUUGCUGAUAAAUUCAAGACAGCAAAAGUGUUGACUAUAACUGGUUGUGAACCUUCAGGUUCACCUGUGACAAAAUUUUCUGCGGUUAGAUUGACAAAUGAUCUCAUCUCAGCUGGAACAUCCUAUUGUCUGAGAGGUCCAAUAAAACCAAAAAACACCAGGAGCUUCUUUAUUGAAGAAUCAGUGUUAUAACUGCUUCUGUGUCACGUUUUAACAUUUCUAUGUUCUCAAACUGUACCCUCAAAUGUGCAUUUCCUUUUUUCUCACUUCCUUUAAUCCUCCCUUGUGAUAAAGAAUGAUGUGCAAAUCUCUGGAGGAUUUUUGUUUUGUUUUAAAUUAAGGAAUUGCAAACUGAAAUACUACACUUUGUUUUGCAGACUGCAGCAUAACAAACAAAUCCAGAAUGAAAUGUAUAUUCAAAACUUUUAUUCUGUAUGAGAAAGAAACAUUCUGGUUUUAUGACCAUGUCAUGUAAAAUAGGAAUGUAACAAUGUUAAAUUUAAAAAUACACAAGUUUUUGUAGGCAUUGUGAUCUGCUUAUUAAAAGUAGGUGUUGCUAUCUUCCUUUCUGGCUAUAUAGUUGUAACCCACAGUUGUGCCUUAUUGUCAAAGUGAGACUGGAUAUUGUAUUAAUCCAUAAAUAAACCCUCCACUGUAAAAACUA
Molecule: messenger RNA, 2442 nt
Organism: Struthio camelus australis
Lineage: Eukaryota; Metazoa; Chordata; Aves; Struthioniformes; Struthionidae
Source: RefSeq, a predicted model, not a curated record